AUGAGCCAACGACAACCGACGCUAUAUACCCAGUUAUCCACCGCUAAUUUUGCUGAGCCUGAUUCUGAUUCGGACGAUGCCAGCGAUGCUCACGAAGCAGCCAUUGUGCCAUUGUCCACUCGUCCUUCCCAGCCAACCACGGUACGAGUGACUCGGCCCACCGCACCGGCUGAUUUUAUGUUGCAAAGACAACCGUCCUCACAAAAAGAUCUUUUGGAUCUCGCAUUUCGACCGGCCGCGCUGAAUACGCGAGUGACAUGCCAAAUCUGUCGUUCCCGAGAAGGAUUGGAUAAAUUGCAUCCGCAGUAUCAGCUUUUUAUUGAACAUAUAGCGACGGGUGAAAUGCAGCAUAUCAUGACGGCCCGAAAGGAAAGAAAAAGUCAAACCAGCUAUUACACUAUCACAGGAGUCGUCCAUGACGAUAACGCAGCUCCUCAAUCCAUCGUUCUCGGUAAAGUGAGGCAAGUCGCUUGA
This is a messenger RNA of Radiomyces spectabilis, 474 nucleotides long. RefSeq lists its product as uncharacterized. The transcript is spliced from 2 exons. NCBI's taxonomy places the organism in Eukaryota, Fungi, Mucoromycota, Mucoromycetes, Mucorales, Radiomycetaceae. Bases 1 to 474 code for a protein of 157 amino acids. The record is from RefSeq and is a predicted model, not a curated record.